GUGUGAAAAAUAAUAAGAAGAAAAUAAAAGUGUAGCAAAAAAGCACUUUUUAUAAAUAGAGCUUUCAACUUGUACAAAAACUAAGUGUUUAUAUAUAAUUGGUAUCAUCAUAACACAAUUUACACACACUCACACAUUCACACAACAAUUCUUCAUCCUAUUCUCUGUCUUUCUCUCAACCCUCAUUUCAAAUCCCUAAAAAGGAAGGCGGUUAAAUAUCACUCACUACUAUAUACCCCUAUAUAAUUAAAAAUAUUAGAUAAACUAUAUAGUAUAGUACAUCAAUAUAAAAACUAUAUAGUAUAAUUUUAAUUUUAUUUACAUUAAAAAAAAAGGUUGGACUGGCAUGGGCUACUACAAAUAAAACAUCACCGAUCAGUCAGUCAGUCAGUAAAUCAAUCCAUCCAUCCAUUCAUAUAUCCCAUCAAAAAGAUUAUAUCAUCUCACCAAGAAAAAUACUCACUUCCUUACAAAAACUUUGAGUGAGAAAAUAAACUAUAACACCAAGAAAAAAAUAAUGUCGUCCUCUUCCUCGUCAACUACGACAGGAAGUGGUGGUGGUUGCGGCGGAGGUGGUAGUUUAGAUAAUAACUACCAUCAUCAAACUCCUAAUUAUAAUAACAAUGAUAAUGUAGAACAUGUUAUUUCGCCGUCGGACCAACUUUGUUAUGUUCAGUGCAAUUGCUGUGAUACUGUUCUUGCUGUGAGUGUGCCGAGUAGCAGCUUGUUUAAGACGGUGACGGUGAGAUGUGGACACUGUACUAGCUUGUUGUCUGUCCAUAUGAGGGCUCAUCUUUUGCCUGCCGUGCCUUCGCCUUCGCCUCCAUCUCCGCUUCCUCCGCCUCCGCCUCUUUCGCCGAAUCACCAUCAUCUUUCUCCUCCCUCUUUCUUUACCUCUCCUCACAGUCUUCUGGAGGAGAUUCGGAGCUCAGCACCAAAUAUACUUAUCAACAAUCAUCAUCAUCAGCCUAUGUUCAAUGACCCAAUGAUGUCCGUUCGAGGAGUUGAUCAUCUUCAUCACCACCAUCAAGAGAUCCCUAAACCCCCACCCGUCAAUCGCCCUCCAGAGAAGAGACAGAGGGUACCAUCUGCCUACAACAGAUUUAUCAAGGACGAAAUUCAACGAAUCAAAGCCGGAAAUCCUGAUAUUAGCCACAGGGAGGCCUUCAGUGCAGCUGCCAAGAAUUGGGCCCACUUCCCACACAUUCAUUUCGGCCUUAUGCCUGACCAUCAACCCGUGAAGAAGGCUAACGUGCGCCAGCAGCAGGAAGGAGAGCACGAUCAAGUUAUGAUGAAAGAAGGGUUCUUAGCUCCUCAAGCCAAUGUGAAUGUGGGUGUAGGUCCGUACUAAGAAGAAUCAACAACAAACUAAAAUUUAGUUAUAAGCUAGAAAAAUUUAAAGCAAGCAAGCAUUUCAAGUACUAGUACUAGACUAGUACUACUACUUUAUGUUAAAAAUUCCGUAGGAUUUUCUUUCUUUUCCCUCUCUUUUAAUCACUAGUUUUUUACUAGGUCUUUCUCUCUUUAAUUUGCACUUAAUUAAUUACUUCUAGGAGUAAUUAAAACUUAAAAAGAGAAGAGGUGCUAGGGAAAAUUAUUGAAGUGAGCUUAGCUUGUUAUAUAUAUUAAUGGUAUUGUUAAAACUUCUUAACA
This is a messenger RNA of Chenopodium quinoa (quinoa), 1653 nucleotides long. RefSeq names its product axial regulator YABBY 1-like. Gene Ontology annotation, biological process: regulation of leaf development; multicellular organism development; cell fate commitment. The transcript is spliced from 7 exons. Gene Ontology annotation, cellular component: nucleus. The record is from RefSeq and is a predicted model, not a curated record. NCBI's taxonomy places the organism in Eukaryota, Viridiplantae, Streptophyta, Magnoliopsida, Caryophyllales, Amaranthaceae. Bases 518 to 1351 code for a protein of 277 amino acids.